Molecule: messenger RNA, 1422 nt
Organism: Thermothielavioides terrestris NRRL 8126
Lineage: Eukaryota; Fungi; Ascomycota; Sordariomycetes; Sordariales; Chaetomiaceae
Product: 90S preribosome/SSU processome component KRR1
Exons: 4
Coding region: 201-1166 (321 amino acids)
Cellular component (GO): nucleolus; small-subunit processome
Molecular function (GO): RNA binding
Source: RefSeq, a predicted model, not a curated record
CGACACUGUCUGCAAGGUGCUGCACCCCAAAAAUUUCCAGAACCUUGGAAGCGAUGCAAGCAAGUUGACCACUAUCUCAGGUCCGUCCGUACACAUCUAGAGAGGCUCCCAAGUUCAACCCGCUUCAGGCAGACCCGACCGAUCGGCCAACACCGACACUGCAUAAAUCAACACACCACCCAGACCUAGAAAAAACGAUCAUGCCGUCGACGCACAAGAAGGACAAGCCGUGGGACACGGACGACAUCGACAAGUGGAAGAUCGAACCGUUCACGAAGGAGGACUCGUCCGGCCCGUUCCUCGAAGAAUCGUCGUUCAUGACCCUUUUCCCCAAGUACCGCGAACGCUAUCUCAAGGACGCAUGGCCGCUGGUCACCAAAGCGCUCGACAAGCACGGCAUCAAGGCGACGCUCGAUCUCGUCGAGGGUUCCAUGACCGUCAAGACGACACGGAAGACGUUCGAUCCCGCAGCGAUUCUCAAUGCCCGCGAUCUGAUCAAGCUGCUGGCGCGGUCAGUACCGGCCCCGCAGGCCAUCAAGAUCCUGGAGGACGGGAUGGCCUGCGACAUCAUCAAGAUCCGGAACAUGGUGCGGAACAAGGAGCGGUUCGUCAAAAGGCGGCAACGGAUCUUGGGGCAGAAUGGCACAACGUUGAAAGCGCUGGAGCUGUUGACGCAAACUUACAUCCUGGUGCACGGCAACACGGUCUCAGUUAUGGGCCCGUAUAAGGGGCUGAAGGAAGUCAGGCGGGUGGUGGAGGACACGAUGCAGAACAUCCACCCCAUCUACCUGAUCAAGGAGUUGAUGAUCAAGCGGGAGCUGGCAAAAGACCCGGCGCUGGCACACGAGGACUGGAGCCGGUACCUUCCCAACUUCAAGAAGCGCACGCUGUCCAAGAGACGGAAGCCGUUCAAAGUCACGGACAAGAGCAAGAAGCCGUACACGCCGUUCCCGCCGGCGCCCGAGAAGAGCAAGGUGGACAUGCAGAUCGAGAGCGGCGAGUACUUCUUGAGCAAGGAGGCGAAGCAGCGGGCGGCCGAGGCCGAACGGGCCGAAAAGGCCAAGCAGAAGAAGGAGGAGAAGAAGCGCGAGAGGGAGCGCGAGUUUGUGCCGCCCGAGGAGAGCACGGGGGGCAAGUCCAAGAAGCGGAAGACGACGCACGACUGAGGGUGAUGGUGGAUGCUGGGGAGGGACGAAGGGCCCUGGCGAUUUCCUGCCUGCAAUCUCGUUGUGAUACCCAUGCCAGGCCGGACGUCGAUCUGGUGCAGAGGAGGCUUUCCCGCGUUGGUCUGAGCCUACGGGCAGCGAUGCCGUGCCCGUGCCCGUGUUCGCGGUGGAGUAGGCCGGGGUACGGUACUCCCGAUUACGUGGCUCCGGAGGCGCAGCGGCGGAUUAAUAAUGGAGAUUUUGCCGGCCACCCAGG